Molecule: messenger RNA, 4098 nt
Organism: Fusarium graminearum PH-1
Lineage: Eukaryota; Fungi; Ascomycota; Sordariomycetes; Hypocreales; Nectriaceae
Exons: 3
Coding region: 1-4098 (1365 amino acids)
Source: RefSeq, a predicted model, not a curated record
AUGAAACGCUCUUUACUAUUGGCUCUUUGGAGCACAGGCGUCUUGGGAGGUCCUUGCAAGCCAUCCAAACCCUCGGAAACUUCAAUUGCUGAUGGCACACCUACCCAAAGUAAUCACAUCUCUUUGGGACUUUCAUCCACGUAUGGAGACUCAACGAAAACGGGCCAAGAUAGUGCGCAUGACACCUCAACAGGGACCUCUCCCCACGAGAGCGGUCAGAUCUCAGUAUCCAUUCCUUUCUCUGAGUCCGACUUGAACACAAACACACAAGACGCGGUAUCAAAUACCAUUGGGCUCCCAGAGGGUUCCGUGACUGGUACAGGAUCUUUUCCAGAGCCUACUUCAGAGGGUGGCAGUGUACCAGGAACCGUCACUGAUGGUGACUCUGAAGAGACAUCUGGAGGUGCGGGUAACUCCGGAUCUCCUUCGUCUCCCCAGACUGAUGGCUCUUUCCCCACCGGUACUGCUGACUUCCCUGGAGAGCACUCUGGUACUGUCACGAACCCUGACGCUUCUGGUACUGCUACUGGACCCGAGGAUUCCGGGAAUCCAUCUGGCACUGCUUCUGGUUUCCCUGAACAAUCUUCUGGCACUCUAGUCAACACUGAAGUUUCUGGUCAACCGACCGGAACUGCUGAUGUACCAGGAGGACCUGGAGCUACGGAUGCAAACACAGCAACCGACCUUCCCACUACUAUCCCUAGUGACGUUCCUGGUGGCGCCUCUGACACCGCUACCAACCCUGAGGGUUCUGGUCCAUCUGGUACUGCUACAGGCCCAGGCGAGGCUGGCACCACUGCGUCCGGUGGUGUCCCUGGUGAAGCUUCUGGCACAUCACCACAAGACAGUGGUGCCUCUGAUACUGCUACCAUCCCCGAGGGUUCUGGUCCAUCUGGUACUGCUACAGUGCCAGGAGAGCCUGGAACUACAGACAGCCCAACUGGGAUCUCUGAGGGUGUUUCCGAUAGUUCAUCUGGUACUGCUACAGUCCCAGGCGAGGCUGACAACACUGCGUCUGGUGGAGUUCCUGGUGACGCUUCUGGCACAUCGCCCCCAGGCAGUGAUGCCAAUCCAACUGAAGUUGCCACGGAUGGGACCAGCAACGGAGGCCCAACUGUCUCCCACGAUCCAACCAACACACCGGGAUCGCCAGAAGAGACUGUCUCCAACCCGGCCACUGGCACUGAGCAAGGUCAAGACACUGCAACACAAACCGACGCAGCUCCCAGCACAGAGGUAGCACCAACUGGUAUAGACACAUCAAUUGCUGGUCCUGCCACUACUGCUCCUGGAAACACCCUUCCAAAUGACCAGGGUACUCUGACCCAGAGCAAUGGCGAUGAGUUUACAUCCGCCGCCCCUGGAGACGCUACCGAAGAUCAUUCAGGAGCUGUCACAACUGAUGCUAAUGGUGCACCCACUACUCUUCCUGGGAACCAAGACCAGACCACUGGAUCCCCAGAGCAGUCAACUAGUGCUUCGAGCGACCAGAACUCAGAUGGUAACAGCAAUGAGACUUCUCUUGGUCAAGAGGACUCCUCAGCUGCUAGCACCACUGACGGUAACGCUGCUCAGCCAACAACCGAGGGAGAUGGGGUUACCACAAAGCCUGUUGCAGAUAACACCGAUGCCUCAUCUACUGGAUCUUCUGAAGUCAACAACGGUGCUACUACAACUGGAUCCGGGCCUGUUGAGACAACGGACUUUGAUGGUGUCCCAUCGACAACAGUGCCUGCUCCAUCCGCCACUGCCAACCCUGUCACUAGCGCUGCUACAACUGACACUGACAUGCCGGUCGUAACAGAAGCCCCUCCUGGAUUUAACCCCAGCACUGUUAUUGGACACCCAGAAUGGACUACUAACACUUGGAUCACCACCACUACUUCAGAGGGUUCUGACCCAACAGUUGUUCCAGUCCUCGUUGGCUGUAAUGACUGUGGUGGGGGUGGCUCUGGUAUCAUUCUCUGGGGCUUCCCUCCUGUCAUCAACACUUGGUUCCAGCUUCCUAACCUGCCCAAAUUUUCUUUCCCUUGCAUCCCUCCUGCUUCCGGUUGUACAUCAACGCCCGUCACUGAAGAGACUGGGGAGGACGACGACGACGACGACGACGACGAUAAGUCUUCAACCACCUGCACUGAUAAGGCUACUGUUACCGAUUGUUUUGUUGCCUGCACAACAUAUACCGGCCCAGCAGGAGUAUCUGUUACCCCGGAGUGUCAAACAACCUGCACCAAGACACAUACAGGAUGCAGCGUCACUGGCACAACAACUACAUCCUCUGCAGCAGCAUGCGGACCCUCUGGCGACAGCGAGUGCACCACAUGCAACGUUGAUCUUACUGCCAACGAUGAUUCUGAGUCAUUGAAGCGACGAUCUCUUGAGCGAAGAGGCGGCAUAGACAUCAAGAAGAACAUUGCCGGUUGCGAUUGGUCUAACACCCCGGUUGGUGCACCAAGAUUCCCCGCGUACCCAGGUGGAAACCUUGUUUUGAACAACGAGGCAGCAAUUGUGUCUCAGAACUCUCCUUUGAAUCAGAUCAAGAGAUGGUGGCGAACAACGCGCGACACCAACUGUGUGCCAUCUCUUAACAACAUUGGGGAGGCUUCAUAUCCCAAGACGGGAUUAACGGAUGUCGAAGGACCCUCCAUCGAUCAUGUUUAUGAGAAGAGUAUGCUCUUGGACUUCUGGCGGUUCAUCAUCGAUCCAGCUGCAGCCGCUGUCGUUGGCAUGAAGACCGGUACACCUAACAAGAUCAACUGUGACGACAUCAAGUCCUACGGCGGCAUCAACUCGGGUUCAAACCUGAUCCAAAAGGUGUUUGACACCUACCCUGGCAGCGCAGAGGUUCUCAUGCCCAACAAUGCCCAGUUUAUGGAUGACUUUAUUGGUAUGGACCAGUGGACCAACGGCAAUGCAAAGGCCCAGAUCACAGAUCCUCAAGGCACCAAGACCCAGGCCGACAAGAAGGCCUCCAAUGGCAAAGCGGUGAGAGCCAAUACAAACAUUGCCAACGCGAAGAGAUGGAUCGAGGAUAAGAUGCUCUUUCUCGAGGCGCUGGCAAUUGGUGUUGAGAUGUUCAAUGUCGAUGAGGCCAAGAAUGCUCUCAUCCGCCAGAACCUCCGCAUCUACCAAACUCUUGUCGAUAUGGAUGAGAAUGCGAAGAACUGUAUGAAGGACGAUGCCGUCAUCAACGGUGUCUGGUCAUUCGCGGACAAGUACCAGACUUUUAUGGCCGACAGGUUCACUGGCAACCAAGACUACUCCAUGAACCAGGGCGUGGUUUAUGCCAAGAAUAAACUCAUCACUGCAUUGACAACAGACGUUGCAAAUGCCGCCAACAUUGCGAAUAUUCCUGCAGGUGACCUUACCUCUUGGCAAAAGAGAUUGGCCAACAUGCAAGACGCAAGCCGCGUUUGGGAGGUGUCAGUCACUUUUGUUUGGGCUGGACCGACUACAUCUAAGAGAGAUACUGAUGGUCUCUCUUGCGACCGUCCCAACCCAUCCUUCACUACUGAGUCUACGGUUGAGCCUACUACCGACUUUACUACAUUUGCGACUUCUAUGAGACCGUCAUCCGACAUUGUCACGAGCGAUGAGGUACCUUCUACAACAGAGCAGGUCACUUCCUCCAAAAACCCACCCCUCUUGACAGAUCUCCCAUCACUCACCCAGCAAGUCCCCGAUACCACCAUCUCCACACCCGAUGGUAGCUCGUGUGCUGAGACAGCCACUGUUACCAACUGCAACGUUGGUAUCGGGGGAGGUCAUGGUGGACCAGCUUGUGUAGAGAGAGAGACUUGCAACUCAUGGAUCAACACCAAGACCACAAGUACCACUCCCUCACCAACACCUACUCUCGCAAAGCCCGACCCUGGCCUAAAUGAGAAGCACUGUUACAACUCUGGACAGCAGUCCAACUAUGAGGCUAUCACAUACGCUGCUGAGUCGUUUUGCCGCGACGUAGUUAACGACCAGGUCCAAGGUCCAGUCUGGUCGAACUACAAACUGGAGGGCAAGAAGACACCUAGUACGGGUUAUCACUUCAAGCUUGCCUUCCAGGUGAAUGAGGGUUGGCAACAAGCAGGGUGGCUGGGUUGA